GUUUUUUUCGUUCACAAACUCCGGUUCGUCGCUCAAUAAUAGGUAUCUAUGUUAUGUAUAUGUAUAUAUUUCUAUUUAAAAAGGAUUAAAGUAUUUGUACGCCUAUGCCAUUCUUAUAGAUGAGCUUGCAUAGUUUCUUCAUCACGCCGUUCAUCGUGCGGACUUUUCGGGCUCUAAUUUCGGAUAUAAGAUAAGAUAUAACAUCCCUUGCUAAUCAUCCCUGAACAUGGCGUGUUGAAUAAUCUCUACCACUUUGGUAGAGCGGGGCGCGUGCGCGUACGCCUAAGUAAGGGAUAGGAGGGAACUCCGCCUUCUACUUUGUCAUUUUCAUUUCCAACUAACAAGUCACCAUGAAGCCUACCGGAGUGCUUAUGGUCGGCAGUGUCCCCGGGGCCUCAGCCCAGGAGGUCUUUGUACGACUGGCCACCGAGCUCCCUGGCCGGUUGCAAGCUAUACCGGAUGGCGAAACCGGUGAGCGAUGGAAUUACAUUGGAUGGCAAUUAGAACGCUUCCCUCGGGUAGCUCGGCGAAACGAAUUAGGAGGGAUACCGUUGCCAGAAACUGGGUCUGAACUACCAACCUUUACGCUCGGGGAUAUUAAACCUACCGCCUAUGACGAGGUGGCGUUGUUGUCCUACGCCGAGUUCAAGCGACUUCGCCAACAGAAUGUUAUCCCGCCGGAUGUUCGAUUCCAGAUCGGUCUGCCUUCACCAUAUAGCGUCUUGAUUGGCCAUAUAAAACCAGAGCUGAUAAAUGCGAUUGAACCGUUAUAUGAAAAACGGUUCGCGGAAACGAUCGAGUGUAUUGCUGCGGAAAUUCCUCAUCAUGAUGUGGUGAUUCAAUGGGACUUGUGUUUCGAGAUGACGGCGCUUGAACUCGACCAUGGGCGCCCUCUUGAUGCGCGGCAUCAAGCCUAUUUUUCAUCGCCCGGAGGUGUGCUACAGGGUCUCGUAGACCGCGUGGUACGACUAUCUGAGCGGAUCCCCAAAGACAUCAAAAUUGCUUUCCAUCUCUGUUACGGCGAUCUCUGGCACAAGCAUUUUGUCGAACCCCAAGAUACAUCGCUCUUGGUCAAGUUCGCUAAUGCCCUGCUCGCCCAUGAGACCCUAGGGUCGCGAACUGAGUGGAUUCACUUACCAGUACCGAAAGAGCGAACAGAUCCCGAUUACUUCUUGCCUUUGGCAGGUCUUAAGCUCGAUGACUCCGGCUCGAAACCUCCUUACAUAUAUCUCGGUGUAGUGCAUGCUAAUGAUGAGGCUGGGACGAAGAAACGAAUCGAAACUGCACAGGCUACCGUCCAAUUCCCCUUCGGCAUAGCAACGGAAUGCGGCUUAGGCCGGACACCUCCUGAAGAGAUCGGCAGUAUCUUCCAGAUCUGUAGGGAGGUUACUGCAGAGCAUCUAUAGGAGAAACCACGAGCAUGUAGCGCACGUUAUCCAGUACUAGGAAGGAAUUGUAUGUACCUAGGUCUCUAGAGUCGAACUUGAACUCGUAUGUGAAUACUACCUUAUGUACUUAGAUAGUUGAGUCUCCAUAGCUUUAUCAGCUUUGUCAUAUUCAACGGUUAAUCACAGAUGCGUACUCUAAGUCCAAGACAUCAGCCAGAACAAAUUUUACCGUAAGAUUCAAAUCAUCUAUCAAAGUCUAUAUAGAAAAGGGGUCGUCUUACAAUUAAUGAAUCCAUUAAUAUCAUGAAAGCGCGAGUUUUCUGAAAGCCACGUUGCUCUUCUUAGGCAUAUAGAGUAUCUGGGUAUAUAUUUACAGCUAC
Hypoxylon trugodes is the source of this 1768-nucleotide messenger RNA. RefSeq lists its product as uncharacterized. The coding region runs from base 351 to 1406 and encodes 351 amino acids. The record is from RefSeq and is a predicted model, not a curated record. NCBI's taxonomy places the organism in Eukaryota, Fungi, Ascomycota, Sordariomycetes, Xylariales, Hypoxylaceae. The transcript has a single exon.